UUCCCAUUUUCCUUCUAACCCAAUAUUUCCCCCCAUUCUUUCAUUUUUUUCUUGAUUAUUCUUUGUCUCCUCCGGCCGGAGAUGGGAAGUGUUGGGCUGUUGAGGAACACCACCAUGGUCUGCGCUCCAUUGGCGGCUCCGUCCGUGGCGGAGCUGAUCGCCGGAAUGCACAAGGCGAAAUCACAGGGAGCUGAUUUGGUGGAGAUCAGGCUUGACUGUAUCCAGCAUUUCAACCCCAAACAGGACCUUGAAAUGAUCCUCAGAAAUAGGCCUCUCCCUGUCCUCAUUGUUUACAGACCAAUAUGGGAAGGUGAUAACAUUGAAUGUGAUGAUGAUGAUGACAAGCAACUUGAAACACUUUGUCUAGCCAGAGAACUGGGAGCAGAUUAUGUUGACUUUGAUCUCAAGAUGGCUUAUGAUUUCACGGUGAGAGAAGAAGAAAAGCGAAAGGGAAAGAAGAUCUUAGUGACAUUAUUGCCCGUAUGCAAUCUACUGGCUGGGCAGAUAUCAUUAAAGUCGUUGCCUAUGCAAGUGAUAUUACAGAACUUCCAAAGCUAUUCCAUUUGCUUUCACAUUGUCAGGUACCAGUUAUUGCCUAUUCUAUUGGAGAAAGAGGUCUUAUAAGUCAGCUGUUGGGCCCUAAAUUCGGUAGUGUCUUAGUAUACGGAUCCGUUGAAGGGAAUCCAAAGGUGCCCGGUUUGCCAAGUAUUGAUCACCUUAGACGAGCGUAUCAAAUUGAAGACAUAGAUGGAGAUACUAAAGUUUUUGGCUUAAUCUCGAAACCGGUGAGCCAUAGCAAAGGGCCUCUCUUGCAUAACCCUACAUUCAGACACAUGGGUUACAAUGGGAUUUAUGUUCCAAUGCUUGUAGAUGACCUUGAAGAGUUUUUUAAGGUCUAUUCAAGUCCUGAUAUUGGUGGCUUCAGUGUUGGGAUACCAUACAAGGAAGCAGUAGUCAAAUUUUGCGACGAAGUCCAUCCGCUUGCUCAGUCCAUAGGGGCUGUAAAUACUGUUGUUAGGCGGCCAAGCGAUGGGAAGCUUAUAGGUUAUAACACAGAUUGCGAGGCUUCCAUAACUGCAAUCGAGGAUGCUUUAACCCUGAAAGUUAAUGGAUGGACUAACGGAGCAGCAUUCCAUCCCUCACCGCUCUCUGGAAAACUGUUCGUAGUAGUUGGUGCUGGAGGUGCAGGGAGAGCCCUGGCAUUUGGGGCUAAGACUAGGGGUGCUCGGGUUAUAAUUUUCGACAUUGACUUCGGUAGAGCAAAGGCUCUCGCUGAGGCAGUGUCGGGCGAAGCUCAAUCAUUUGAAGUCUUACCUUCUUUCCAACCUGAGAGGGGUUCCAUCCUUGCAAAUGCCACACCAAUGGGAAUGCAUCCAAAUACAGAUCGCAUCCCCAUAGCUGAGGAAACGCUAAGCAAUUACCGAGUUGUCUUUGAUGCCGUCUACACCCCAAGGAAGACUACUCUACUGAAAGCAGCGGAGGCCGCUGGAGCGAUUGCUGUUAGUGGAGUUGAAAUGUUUCUCCGUCAGGCCAUGGCCCAGUUCAAUCUCUUCACUGGGCACAAAGCACCUGAAGAGUUUAUGCGAGAGAUCAUUAUGGCUAAGUUCUGAUUCUCAAAGAUCGAUCACGAGUGCGUUCGCUCAGAUGAACCAGCAAGGAUAUGAUUGUCAUUUGUCAAGAAGAAAAGUGUUAACUAUCGUAGUAGUUCUUAUAAGUUAAUUUAUUUUGUUCUUAGAAUGUGCAUUAAACAAUAAUAUCAAACAGAAACUCUCUUGUAACAAGCUAGAGUUACUGAAUAACAUUUGUAGUGUGCACCGUUUUAACCGUUGCUAUUUGGAGUAUAUCAUCUAGGUUGCAUACUUGUAGGGUUAUAUUAUACGUAGUAUAAUCUUGCAAUUUAUGAUACUCCCAUGUCUCGUUAGAAGGUUCCCG
This is a messenger RNA of Cuscuta epithymum, 1932 nucleotides long. The record is from the annotation of a GenBank genome assembly. Lineage: Eukaryota; Viridiplantae; Streptophyta; Magnoliopsida; Solanales; Convolvulaceae.